Symbiodinium necroappetens is the source of this 1434-nucleotide messenger RNA. NCBI's taxonomy places the organism in Eukaryota, Dinophyceae, Suessiales, Symbiodiniaceae. The record is from the annotation of a GenBank genome assembly.
AUGUUGCGAGUCCAUCUCAGCAAAGUGCUGUCCCUGGUGGUCCAGCGCACGCGACGCCUAAAUCGGAAGCCCUGGUGGCUGGUGCCACCGCUGCGUGCAGCUCUACAGGACAAGAAUUUCCUUGAGAUCUCUGCCAAUGUGUCGGCCUCGCUUGGUGUGAACGAGAGCGCAGACGCGCCUUGUGAAGCACCCCAGACUAUGGAGGCAGCCUCAGCGAAACUGCUGGAAGUGGCACUGGCAGAGGCUCCGCAGAUGGUGCCAUUCGAAGACCGAGUGGCCGUCAUGCAAGCGAUGAUCCGGGUCGACAAGAUGCAGCGCGAAGACACCCGAGCCGACUGGGCACGUGCAUCUUUGAGGAAACACCGAAUUCGUCGGGACUACAUCAUGGAGGACGGGUUUGCAGCCUUUGCGCAAUUGAAGACCGAAGCAGAGCUCCGGUCAACCUUCGUGGUCGAGUUCGUUGCAGCAGAUGGCAGCCUGGAGAGCGGAAUCGACGGCGGCGGAUUGUUCAAAGAGUUCAUGAUUCUUGUCUGCCGUGCGGCCAUGAGCCCCGCGUAUGGUUUGUUCAGUGCGAGCAGCGACCAGACGCUCUAUCCAUUCCCAACGGCUCACAUGCUGCACCCGAAUGCGCCACAGCUGUACACAUUCUUGGGCAAGGUCAUUGGAAAAGCGAUCUACGAGCAAAUGCUGCUGGAACACCAGCUCAGCCGAGCUUUCCUUAACAGAAUACUGGACAAGAUGGGAGAUGCCGAGGACCUGGCCAGUAUGGACCGCGAGGCUGCCCGUAACAUUGCUCAGUUGCGCCAGACCAAGAACAUCAAGGAGCUCGGCCUCACAUUCAGCACUGCCGUGCCUAUGCCGGGUGGCGCGAUUCAGGAGGCAGACCUCUGCCAGCGCGGGAGAUUCCGGGCUGUGACCCAGGACAACGUGGACUCCUAUGUGCAGCUCUUGAUGGAUCACCGCGUUACUGCGCAGAUGGCACUUCAAACACAUUUCUUCCUGGAAGGGUUAAAGUGUGUUCUAGACUUGAAGUGGCUCCGCAUGUUCGACGCGCGCGAGCUUGGGAUCAUCAUCUCCGGGUCUUCUGCUGGAUUUGACGUGGCAGAUCUGAAAGAAAACACGGUCUACAAUGGUGGAUUCACGGAUCGCAGUCCGGUGAUUCGGUGGCUCUGGGACUUGCUGGAGAAUGGACUGGACUCCGAGGACAUGGGCCGCUUCCUGAUGUUCGCCACGUCCUGCAGCCGACCGCCUCUUCUGGGUUUCAAGAGCUUCGAGCCCAAGUUCUGCAUCCACAAGGUUGACGACUCGUCUCGCUUGCCAACAGCGUCAACAUGUGCAAAUCUCUUGAAGCUGCCAGCGUAUACCAGUCAACAAAUGCUGCGGGACAAGUUACUUCAAGCCAUUCGUUCCGAGAGUGGCUUUGACUUGAGCUGA